AAUAUGAACAGCUUCCGAUGCGGUCGUCUCGCUCGCUCUCUCUCUUUCUCUACGGCACUCGUUUCUAGAAACGCCGCUCGGACUUCGCAGGGGUUUUGGAUUCCGCCACAAUGCCGAGGCCGCGGCGGCUCCACGACGACUCCGACGCAAUCCCCGGUGAGGGCCUCCGAUGCCGGAGGACGGACGGCCGCAAAUGGCGCUGCUCCAUGCGCGCCAUGGACGGCGUCACCUUCUGCGAGCACCACUACAACUUGACCCGCCGUAACUUGGCCAAGCACAAGGGCGGGCCCACCGCCGCGCAAGAAUCCGAUUGGGAGUCGCCGGAGCCGCCCGAUGCUCCGGCGAGGAAGCGCACCAGGAAGGGGGCUUCCCCGACCGAGGAGACGAUCACGGCCGCGCUGAAGCGGCGGAUGGAUCGGAAGGGGGAGAGGGAAGAGAGGCGGAGGGGGGAGGCCCGGACGACGAGGGUUCUUCCUAAUGGGUUGAUGACCAUCGCGUCGUCUCCGGUGGGUGGUCCCGGCAAUGAGGGCUCCCCUUUGGAUCGGAAGCUAGGGUUUGAUGAGGACUGCUCGCUCACCAGGCGGUGCAUUCGAUCCAAGAACGCGGAGCCGAUUCCCGUGGGCCCAUUAAAGAAAUUAACUUGUGGAAAGGGUUUGGGGAGGGGGAGAAAGUGGAUAUGCCACAGAUGUGGGGAGAAGAAGGUGGCAAGGAUGGUUCGAUGUUUAAGUUGCAGGAAGAGGUUCUUCUGCUCUCGCUGCAUAAAGAAACAGUACUCUGAGAUGUCUGAAGUGGAGGUCAAGAUCGCCUGUCCUGUUUGUCGUGGGUGUUGUGAUUGUAAGACAUGUUCUCAUAUCGGAGCUAAAGAUGGUGGAUGUAAGGAACUUGCACAUGAUCACAAGAAGUUUAAUGAAAUCGAGCAUGCUUAUAACUUGAUUUCUCACCUUCUCCCAUUGCUGAAGCAGAUCUAUCAAAAGCAGUUAAAUGAGCUGGAAUUUGAGGUUCCAGACCAAGGGAGAAGAUUUUCUGGCAUUCAACUUCAAGUCAAUCAGGCUCAGAACGAGCUUGUUAAAUGCAAUUGCUGCAGGACUUCACUUGUUGAUUUUCACAGAAGCUGCUCAAAAUGUUCUUAUAGACUUUGCUUAAGUUGUUGUAGAAAGAUACCGAAAGGAAGCUUUCCUCAGACGACUUCAACUGAUGCCUUCAACUAUGGUGAGAGUAAUAAAGCACAUAAGCGUGUUGCUAAGGAACUUAAUGGGAUGAAGCGGAUACUCUCCACUGGUAUGCGACCUGACAACUCAUAUUUAUCCAUGGUACCUGAAAGCAAAGAGAACAGUGAGAGCAGCAUUUUGUGCCCACCCAAGGAGUUUGGUGGAUGUGGUGAUGGUCUUCUAAAUCUAGUUUUCACCGUGCCAUUUAAUUGGUCUAAUGAUCUGGGUAGAUCUGCAGAAGAAGUUGCUUUUAGUAACUUUGGUUCUCACAGUUUACAUGCUUAUCCUCAUCGUACAUCUUCAGUCCCUGAAAACCAGAAGAUUGGGCAAUUCAGUAUAAGUUUGCAAGAAGCCAUGGAUAGGAAAAAUAUAGUUCGAGAACUGUUUUAUUUAUGCCCACACUUACGUCGACCCAGAAUCAACAUAUAUGAGGUAUGUUAUCGCCAUUGAUGAUCUCUAAUACUACAAGUGUAACUCAUCAUUUUGUCUAUUUUUUAAUAACGCAAUCAAGUUUAAAAGUUUUAACUAGAAAUCUACAGGGACGUGCAAAUAUGUUCUUGGAGAUACUGAAGUAUAUAUAUUGUUCUAAGUUAGCUCCAGUUUUUGGGGAGUUGGAACAAAUGUUCAUUGUUGGCUUUUGUGUUUGGUGCUGACUUUAAACGUCUACUUUUGAUAACACCACUUGAUCCUUUACAUUGGUCUGUUUCAGACAGAUUUAGGAAAGAAAUUCUGGCUCUUUUGCAUUGUUUGUGUAUCAUUAGCAUCUGUUGCAAGCACAAAUCUUAUGGUGCGCGUACUGUCUUUCUUCUGUAUUCUAAAAGCUUGAGUAUUCUUUAGACAUCCUUAUGCUCAUUAGACAUUCAUUGGGUGCCAUUUUUAAUCCAUUUCAUGUUAACUGCAUGGUUAUUAUUAGUGUUGAUGCUUCAGCUGCUGCCUCUUAAGGGAACUAACAGUUUGGAGCUCUUUGCAUUUCCUGCCUGCCUGGAUACAUCGCAUGUUCCAUUUUUUUCUUUUUUUACUUAAUGGUAUAUUUCUAGAUGCUUGAUUUUUUUUGGGGGGGAAAUUUCUUGAUUGUUUUUUUGGAUUUUUUACUUAAUGAUUUUUAUUUUUAUUUUUUGGGAAUAUUGGAUUCUUGUUCCACCCAUUAUUACAUAAUGCAAGGAACAAAAGUUUCUUGGUAGUCUCCUGCUUGUGCAUAUCAGAAAUUAAUUCUUUGCUAUGUAGGGAAGAUAUCAUGAAGUCCUAUGUAGUUUAUUUGUUUUACAAAGUAAUAUUUAAAUGCACAAAAUUUUGAACCAUUCUAAAAGGAAAUUUCUUGAUUGUUCAUUUUAUAUAUAGCAUCAACUGGGCAUAUUUCUUGAUUGGUAGUCAACUAAUUGAUCUUUUGAGUCCCUAAAAUUAAGUUGCUAAGAUAUAUUAUAAUUGUGUUUCAUGUCUUCUGGUAUGAUAAGAAAUGACAUGCAGUUUGAUUAUAUGGAUGCCUUCCACUUUGAUUAUAAUCUUUCAUCUUGACUGAGAACAACAGGUUAUAACAAAGCCUGUGGCACAUAUUAAUCUUUCAUCUUGAUUGAGAACAACAGGUUUUGACUGAUUGAGUGACUGCCAUGCUCCCCACCGGCUUGACGAAUGAGAGAAGUUCAGCAUGUGUCGCUGCCACCUGACGAUUUGAAGCUGCUACAUGGUAAGUAAUGUAUUUUUCUUUUUGUUUUUGUCUUUGUCCUUUUUCCCUCCUUCCCCUGUGACAUGG
Messenger RNA from Musa acuminata AAA Group (dessert banana), 2955 nucleotides. Its product is annotated as E3 ubiquitin-protein ligase JMJ24-like. Gene Ontology annotation, molecular function: chromatin DNA binding; transcription coregulator activity; histone H3K9 demethylase activity. Gene Ontology annotation, cellular component: chromatin; histone deacetylase complex. The record is from RefSeq and is a predicted model, not a curated record. The transcript has 7 exons. Gene Ontology annotation, biological process: regulation of transcription by RNA polymerase II. Lineage: Eukaryota; Viridiplantae; Streptophyta; Magnoliopsida; Zingiberales; Musaceae. The coding region runs from base 111 to 1658 and encodes 515 amino acids.